This is a messenger RNA of Diceros bicornis minor, 1477 nucleotides long. RefSeq names its product SIX homeobox 6 (gene SIX6). Gene Ontology annotation, biological process: eye development; regulation of transcription by RNA polymerase II. Lineage: Eukaryota; Metazoa; Chordata; Mammalia; Perissodactyla; Rhinocerotidae. Gene Ontology annotation, molecular function: RNA polymerase II cis-regulatory region sequence-specific DNA binding; DNA-binding transcription factor activity, RNA polymerase II-specific. Gene Ontology annotation, cellular component: nucleus; transcription regulator complex. The transcript has 2 exons. Bases 155 to 895 code for a protein of 246 amino acids. The record is from RefSeq and is a predicted model, not a curated record.
CGCCGCUGCGCCGCAGCCGCCGCCCGGGCCGCACGUCCCGGCUGCCCCGAGCUGCUUCACCGAGGAGAGCCUGGCGCACCCGGCCGGGCCCGCGGGCGUCUGCUGCGUGUCCCGCUCCGGGCUCAGCGUCCCCGCUGCCGCCGGGGCUGCCUCGAUGUUCCAGCUGCCUAUCUUGAAUUUCAGUCCCCAGCAAGUGGCAGGGGUAUGCGAGACUCUGGAGGAGAGCGGCGACGUGGAGCGCCUGGGUCGCUUCCUCUGGUCGCUGCCCGUGGCCCCUGCGGCCUGCGAGGCCCUCAACAAGAAUGAAUCGGUGCUGCGCGCGCGAGCCAUCGUGGCCUUUCACGGUGGCAACUACCGCGAGCUCUACCACAUCCUGGAAAACCACAAGUUCACCAAGGAGUCGCACGCCAAGCUGCAGGCGCUGUGGCUCGAAGCGCAUUACCAGGAGGCUGAGAAGCUGCGUGGACGGCCCCUGGGGCCGGUGGACAAGUACCGCGUGAGGAAGAAGUUCCCGCUGCCGCGCACCAUUUGGGACGGUGAACAGAAGACACACUGCUUCAAGGAGCGCACGCGGCACCUGCUACGGGAAUGGUACCUGCAGGACCCAUACCCGAACCCCAGCAAAAAGCGUGAGCUCGCCCAGGCGACCGGACUUACCCCUACGCAGGUGGGCAACUGGUUCAAAAACCGCCGACAAAGGGACCGGGCGGCUGCAGCCAAGAACAGACUCCAGCAGCAGGUCCUGUCGCAGGGCUCGGGGCGGGCGCUAAGGGCCGAGGAAGAGGGCGCGCCCGAGGUCCUGGGCGCCGCCGCCAGUCCGGCCGCCAGCCUAUCCAGCAAGGCAGCCACUUCCGCCAUCUCCAUCACGUCCAGCGACAGCGAGUGCGACAUCUGAGCUGCCCAUCCAACACGCUCGGAAACAGAAUCCGGAGUAAAAAAACAAGACAGACAAAAUGAAGGAGGGAGGGAGGAUGAGACCAAGCAAACCAAGCGCUUGUGAAGCCAGGUGGCCAGGGACCCGGGCCCAGGGACCCGGGGGCUCGGGUUGCGGUGUCCGCCCCGCGGCUCGGCUCCACUGGCGCCCUCCGGCCGCUACUACAGGGGUCCACGGUGAGGCCCGACCCAGCGCCACGUUCUCCUUGCUUUGCUUCAUCCCAAGGAUUUUGCUGCAAAGAUACCUCCGGAACCCGAACUGCAUGCUGAGCGCCUGCCCUGAAUCUCCCGUGGGUAUUUCACGUCGAAAGGACGCUGUUAUAUAUGUAUAACUUUUGCUUUAAAGUUUUUUUUUUUUAAAAAAAACAUAUAUAUGCUGUUUAUUUACUUAUUUAAGAGACUGCCGUGGUAGGUUUCUCUGUAUGUUGGAAACUUGCUGUUUCUAAAGCGGCAGGGUGGAGACCAUGGGUUUUGUGUGAAGAAACCAAACAAUAAAAACCUGGUGAGCAACCUUUCUUAAUUAAGGGAGCUGCUCUCAGAUUCC